Arxiozyma heterogenica is the source of this 1119-nucleotide messenger RNA. It is a transcript of the gene CPR6, whose product is annotated as peptidylprolyl isomerase CPR6. Gene Ontology annotation, molecular function: protein binding; peptidyl-prolyl cis-trans isomerase activity. The coding region runs from base 1 to 1119 and encodes 372 amino acids. Gene Ontology annotation, biological process: protein peptidyl-prolyl isomerization; protein folding. The transcript has a single exon. NCBI's taxonomy places the organism in Eukaryota, Fungi, Ascomycota, Saccharomycetes, Saccharomycetales, Saccharomycetaceae. The record is from RefSeq and is a predicted model, not a curated record.
AUGUCAGACAGACCAAAGACUUAUUUUGAUAUUUCUAUUGCAGGCAAACCAAAGGGCCGUAUUGUAUUUGAGUUAUACAAUGAUAUAGUUCCUAAGACAGCUGAAAACUUUUAUAAAUUAUGUGAAGGCAACAGUGGUAUGGCAAAGUCUAAACCAGAUGUACCACUGUCUUAUAAAGGAUCUAUUUUUCAUAGGGUUAUUAAGGAUUUCAUGUGUCAAUUUGGUGAUUUCACUAAUUUUAAUGGGACAGGUGGUGAAAGUAUCUAUGGUGAGAAGUUUGAAGACGAAAACUUCACAUUAAAACAUGAUAGAUCAUUUCUUUUAUCUAUGGCUAAUGCAGGUCCUAAUACCAACGGAUCACAAGCUUUUAUCACUUGCGUUCCCACACCACAUUUAGACGGUAAACAUGUUGUCUUUGGGGAGGUUAUUCAAGGUAAAAGAAUUGUUCGCUUAAUUGAAAAUUUACAAGUUGAUCAAGAUAACAAUUUACCAUUCCAAGAGGUUAAAAUUGAAGACUGUGGUGUUUUACCAAACGACUAUGUUGUUCCUGAGGAUGCAGAGAUGACACCGGUUGAUGAAUACGGUGAUAAUUAUGAAGAUUCGUUAAAAAAUGAUUCGAAAGUAGAUAUCAAUGAUGUUGAGUCAGUUUUAAAGGCUGUUGAGUUUGUCAAAAAUAUCGGUACAGAACAAUUUAAAAAGAAAAAUUUGGCUAUUGCUUUAGAGAAAUAUCAAAAAUGUGAUAAAUUUCUAAAAGAAUAUUUCCCCAAUGAUUUGUCAGAAGGUGAUAUAAAAAGAGUUAAUGCUUUGAAAAUUUCAAUUCCAUUAAAUAUUGCUCUUGUUGCAUUAAAAUUAAAUGAUAAUAGAGCUGUUCUUGUUGCCGCAUCAGAAGUGUUAUAUGCAGAAGGUGCUGAUGAUUUAGCUAAAGCUAAAGCAUUGUAUCGUCGUGGUUUGGCCUAUGCCAAUGUUAAUGACACUGAUAUGGCUUUAACAGAUUUAGAGUUAGCUGCUACUUUCCAUCCAAAUGAUGCAGCUAUUCAUAAAGCUAUUAAAGAUACAAAGGCUAAGAGAAAGCAACAGAUUGAAAAACAAAAGAAAUCACUUUCAAAGAUGUUUGCUUAA